This is a messenger RNA of Panicum hallii, 1225 nucleotides long. Its product is annotated as glutathione S-transferase U17-like. Gene Ontology annotation, biological process: glutathione metabolic process. The record is from RefSeq and is a predicted model, not a curated record. The transcript has 3 exons. Lineage: Eukaryota; Viridiplantae; Streptophyta; Magnoliopsida; Poales; Poaceae. Gene Ontology annotation, molecular function: glutathione transferase activity. Gene Ontology annotation, cellular component: cytoplasm. The coding region runs from base 353 to 1060 and encodes 235 amino acids.
ACCCCUGCCAAGCACCACUUCAUUUCUCCCCGGCCGGUUAAAUGCUACAGCAAGCAGUAAUGUUGAUCCAACCAAGUCAUCCGAGUCGAAUGCGACGGUUUGGGGCCCCUCCUAAUUCAAGACACAGCAGCAGGUAGCCAGGUAGUAGCUGAUCAAGCGAGGCCACGCAGGCGGCAGGCCAUCCAACAACCCUCACGGCUCUCGAGUUCCUGGUGUCUACAGUCCACUGCUCCAACACGUCCAUUGACAUGUGACCAGAAGGCCCGACCACGAGCUCACGACGCACGCACCAACCACCUACCGCACGCUCGCGUCGCGAUCCAACAACCCGCCGCCUCCCCAGACCCCAGCCAUGGCGUCGGCCGCCGCCGCCCCCGACGUGCGCGUGGUCGGCGGGUGGGCGAGCCCGUUCGUGAUGCGCGUGUGCGUCGCGCUCAGGCUCAAGGGCGUCGCCUGCGAGUUCCUGCAGGAGGAGCUGGGCAAGAAGAGCGGCCUGCUGCUCGCGUCAAACCCCGUGCACAAGAAGAUGCCCGUGCUCCUUCACGGCGGCCGCCCCGUCUGCGAGUCCCUCGUCAUCGUGCAGUACGUUGACGAGGCCUUCGCCGGCGCCGGGCCGCGGAUCCUCCCCGCCGACCCCUACGACCGCGCCGUCCACCGCUUCUGGGCCGAGUACGCCGACGCCAAGCUCCCGACGGCGCUCCGGACGUUGAGGGGCAUGAUCGACGGCGAUAAGGCCGAGGCGGCGGAGCUGGUGGCCUCGGCGCUCGGGCAGCUCGAGGAGGCCUUCGCGGGGUGCAGCAAGGGGCGGCGCUUCUUUGCCGGCGAUGACGUCGGGUUCUUGGACAUCGUCCUCGGGUCGUACGUCGGGUGGUUCCGGGCGGCGGAGCAGAUCACCGGGCAGCCGGUCCUCGACGAGUCCAGGACGCCCCGGCUGGCGGCGUGGGCAACGCGGUUCUGCGCCCACGAGGCCGUCAGCGACGUGAUGCCCGACGCCGGCAGCCUCGUCGAGUUCGGUGAGGCGCUCCGCGCGGCGCUAGCGGCCAGUGCUUCACGGCCGUAACGGCGGCGAUGCAGCGAGGUCUCGGCCGGGAACGUCUUGCUGUGUCUUGCCAAUUGACAUCUCUGAAUAAGUUCAUCAGCGUGCUCUGACCAUUGAGCUUGUUGUUGGCAGCGGCUAGAGACUAAUGGCGCAAUUUGGCACUAAAUUUAGAAAUUUUUUGGAUGG